AUGGAGCCUAAAGUCGUCCCUAUUACGGUAAUCCUAAUCAGUAGUAAUCAGUACAAGAAAUUGCCUAAAGCUGUAUCUAAUCUAUUGAACCUCUUGGCAGGCACAGGGAGCAAUCUUAGGGAAAACAGUGAGAAAUUGGAAGGCGACAUGGUUUUUUUAAGAAAGAGAAAUGGGGUCGUUCGCAAGGUUUUCCGAUGGCCGAAUGGCCAAAUCUGUUACACCAUUUCUCCAUCAUACAAUCAAUCCCAAGCUGAUAUUAUCAGAAGUACCAUCGCAAGUGGGUUCAGUGGUACCUGUGCUCAGUGGAAGGAGUGUCACACGUGCUGCAACGGAGACUACAUCAAUAUAACAUACAGCAACGAUCAUGGCUGCGAAUCGGCCGUUGGGAGAUGGGGGGGUCAACAAAUUUUAAACUUUCAGUCGUCGUGCUUUGAUAGGGGCACGAUGUUGCACGAAAUGCUACACGCUGUCGGCUUUCGGCAUCAACAUAACAGUCCAGAUCGAGACGACUACAUCACGAUAAACCGAGAGAAUUUGAAAGAUGGUUCCACAACCGUCCUCAAAAAAUACACUUCAAGCGAAGUGACCAAUUUUGGCCUACCUUACGAUUAUUGUAGCGUAUCGCAUUACAGUAUGUUUGCCUCCUCGAAAAACGGCAAGCCGACUAUUGUUCCAAAAUUUCCAACCACGUGUGAAUUGGGAACUGCUACAGAUUUAAGCCCAAUAGACAAAAAAAAGAUUAAUCUAAUGUACCCUUGUGGAUUAUAAUUGAAUAAUCAGAACGAGUGUAGCAACACUAUUAGCAAACGAAC
Photinus pyralis (common eastern firefly) is the source of this 812-nucleotide messenger RNA. Its product is annotated as zinc metalloproteinase nas-8-like. Bases 1 to 768 code for a protein of 255 amino acids. Lineage: Eukaryota; Metazoa; Arthropoda; Insecta; Coleoptera; Lampyridae. The record is from RefSeq and is a predicted model, not a curated record. Gene Ontology annotation, biological process: proteolysis. Gene Ontology annotation, molecular function: zinc ion binding; metalloendopeptidase activity. The transcript has 6 exons.